CUGAAGGAAGCAAGGAAUGUCGCGAGAAAUGAAGUAUGUGCAACAAUGUAUGGGUGCCAAUGGGCUUGAAAAAAUCAUUCUUAGAGAAGUUCGCGGCUUCUCUGCUGAGGUUUAUUUAUAUGGGGCCCAAGUUACAUCAUGGAAAAAUGACCUUGGGGAAGAAUUGCUUUUUGUCAGUAGUAAGGCUAGUUUUAAGCCUCCAAAAUCCAUACGUGGAGGUAUUCCAAUAUGCUUUCCUCAAUUUUCAAAUCACGGAUCUCUUGAGCAUCAUGGAUUUGCAAGGAACAAGUUUUGGACCUUAGAUCCUAAUCCCCCACCAUUUCCAACAAAUAGCACAAACAAAGCUUUCAUUGAUUUGAUUCUUAAGCACUCUGAAGAUGAUAAAAAAAAUUGGCCUCAUAGAUACGAGUUUCGUUUGAGGAUAGCUUUGGGACCUGCAGGAGAUCUGAUGUUGACAUCUCGCAUUCGAAACACAAAUACAGAUGGAAAAUCCUUUACCUUCACAUUUGCCUAUAAUACAUACUUCUAUGUUACUGACAUCAGUGAAGUGCGAAUUGAAGGAUUAGAGACAUUAGAUUAUCUGGACAACUUGAAGAAUAAAGAACGAUUUACUGAACAAGGGGAUGCUAUAACAUUUGAGUCUGAAGUGGACAAAGUAUACUUAAGCACCCCCACGAAAAUUGCUAUCAUAGACCAUGAAAGGAAGAGAACUUUUGUACUGCGAAAAGAUGGACUUCCAGAUGCCGUGGUAUGGAAUCCAUGGGACAAAAAAGCAAAAUCCAUAUCUGAUUUAGGGGAUAAUGAAUACAAACAUAUGCUUUGUGUUCAAGCUGCUUGUGUAGAAAAACCAAUUACUCUUAAACCAGGUGAAGAGUGGAAAGGAAGGCAAGAAAUAUCUCCAGUUCCUUCAAGUUAUUGUAGUGGUCAACUUGACCCACGGAAAGUGCUUUUUAGUUAUUAG
Messenger RNA from Glycine soja, 961 nucleotides. Its product is annotated as putative glucose-6-phosphate 1-epimerase. NCBI's taxonomy places the organism in Eukaryota, Viridiplantae, Streptophyta, Magnoliopsida, Fabales, Fabaceae. The coding region runs from base 17 to 961 and encodes 314 amino acids. The transcript is spliced from 8 exons. The record is from RefSeq and is a predicted model, not a curated record. Gene Ontology annotation, biological process: carbohydrate metabolic process. Gene Ontology annotation, molecular function: isomerase activity; carbohydrate binding.